Rubroshorea leprosula is the source of this 1208-nucleotide messenger RNA. The record is from the annotation of a GenBank genome assembly. Lineage: Eukaryota; Viridiplantae; Streptophyta; Magnoliopsida; Malvales; Dipterocarpaceae.
UUGUUCGAAAUGUAAAUGUAGAAAAUGGGGGAAUCCUGAGGUCGUCUCUGUGCAUUUGUGUAAGCAUGGGUUUAUGAAUAACUAUUAUACAUGGUAUGUUCAUGGGGAGACAUCUAGUAAUACAGUAAGAAACUUUGAAGGAGAAUCUUCUAAUAUGGAGUUUAUUAGAAAUGAGGUAGAUGCAUUAUACCAUGAAAUGGUAGUUGAUGCAGCGGGUGCACAGUCUGAAUACAAUGACGGGCCAAUGGCUGAGGAGUCAAAUAGUAAGGCAAGAGAAUUUUAUGAUCUCUUGCAUGCUGCAGAAGUCCAUAUAGGUGCUGGGGGACAAGAUGUUACAGUACUUUCAUGGAUGGCAGAAAUGCUAAAUAUGAAAACUCUUUAUAAUAUGAGUGCUGCUAAUUGGCAAAUGGCAUUCCCGCGUGUUCUGCUCUUCCCGACCCUCCCUGCUGCAGCCCGAAAGAAGGAAAAAAAAAAGAGGAACCCAGCCAUGCCUUGGAAAAUUGAUCUGCUCUGCUCUUCCUCUUCACCGCCGGCUGCUCCUGCUUUGUGGGGGCAAAUUGCUUUGAUUUUUCGUUCCCGUGAGCUUCCCCUGCACUUGCCGCCGGCUUCUCCCCCUGCCAAGUCCGGUUCUGCAACUGGAAAAUUUAUGGUUCUUGAUCGUUCUGUCAGUUAGCACCGAGAUUGAAUCUUCGGUUUUAUGUGAGUGAGGUAAGUAAAUUUAUGGUAAUGCCUGUACUGUUUUUAAAAACAUGUUUUGAUUUGUUUUUAAAGUGGUGGCGGGACUAAACCCGUUUUACACGAGCAUGACUGAUUUGAAGUGAAAUGUCUUAUGCUUUUCAUUAAAUUGAGCAUGCCUACUUGAAAUUUAAUGAUUGUCCUGAUGAUCUGAAAGUGAUUGGUAAAUUAUGUUUUUCUGUUAACUUCAGCCUGUUUUGUCUCCGAUGUGGUUAUGUUCUUGUAACCCUGCUAGUGGGGGUUAAACGCCAGCACAUGUCGGCACAUGUCGAUAUGUUCCUGAUAGAACCGGUUCAUUUCUGUAAUCUUGCUAGUGGGAGUUAAACACUAGUAAUUCCUGUUGCCUGCCAGUGGGAGGUUUAAACACUGGCCAUGACCUAUAGAGGAGACGUCUAUUUCGUUCCCGUACCGUAUCUGUUUUUGUGAUUGUACUUGUUGGCAUGCUACAAGUUUAAUUAAGGGCACUCCAUAUU